Molecule: messenger RNA, 1835 nt
Organism: Polychytrium aggregatum
Lineage: Eukaryota; Fungi; Chytridiomycota; Chytridiomycetes; Polychytriales
Exons: 3
Coding region: 266-1690 (474 amino acids)
Biological process (GO): regulation of transcription by RNA polymerase II
Cellular component (GO): PcG protein complex; transcription regulator complex
Molecular function (GO): RNA polymerase II cis-regulatory region sequence-specific DNA binding; DNA-binding transcription factor activity, RNA polymerase II-specific
Source: RefSeq, a predicted model, not a curated record
AGCACUCUCCCAGUGCCCUUUGUCUCCCUGACCCCCAGCGCUUCGCAUCGAGCGUUUGGUAACCUCGCAACAGGCUUUUAUUUCACCCCGACGCACCUUCAACUCUUGUGCUCGGCUAUCUCUCACUUGGCUUUCGAUCCCCACGAGGCUUCGCUCCUGGAAAACUCGCCACACCACAUCGAUAAAGUACUCUCGCUCUCGCAUCGACACCGCCCUCGCCGUGAUCCAAAACCCCUCGAAAGUCUCCCACGCUUGCAGCACCGCCAUGCCCGCCGACACCGACCACAGCACCGCCCUGAAUCAGACCCAGCUCAAGGGUCGCUCGGCCGAAGGCGUGCUCGUUAAUCUGUGCAAUGAGCACGAAAACCCAGCCCAGCCCGCGGCGGCCGAGAACAUCAACCCAGAGUCGCCUUGCCUGCCGUCGCUGCAGACCAUGCUCAGUACCGGCCAGCCGUCUUCUUCUUCCUCCUCCUCCUUCUCUGGCCGCAUGGUAACCCUGCCGCCCCUCGGUGUUUCCCACUACGGCACCCCGUCUCCCUCGCCGCCAAGUACCCCUAUGACCAAACCCCGGCUGUAUCCCCUCCAUGCUCUCACGUUCGCGGAGCCCCGGCCCAGCCAGCGGCCGACAACGGGCACUCUUCUGCGGUUCGAUUGCCACGGGACGGCAGCCGCCUCCCGACGCUCCCGAUGCUCGUCCAUGGAGCCCCUCACACCCCAGAAGAGGCUGCAGCCGCCGGCCGGAGACGAUGCACAGAGACGCUUUUCUGUCGACAGCGUCAUUGACGGCAUCGCCGACGAGCAGGCCGGGUCUACUACCCGACAGACUUCCCUGAGCUGCUCACCGCCACCCGCAGCCGGAAGCUCGGCGCUACUAAGCCUUCCCCAGGAUCUGUCCGAGUCGCUGGCAAGCACGAACGAGUCUCCGUCCAAAGAGCAAGAUGCCGAGGCAAGCGCUAGCACAAAGCGGCGGUUUCAAUGCACCUUCCAAAAUUGCCAAAAGUCGUUCAGCACAAGCGGCCACUUGUCGAGGCACCACCGUAUCCACACUGGCGUCAAGCCGUACGAGUGUCCUGUUACCGAUUGCAAGGCUCGGUUCUCUCGACAAGACAACAUGAUGCAGCACUACCGCACCCAUGUUCUCAAGGUCCAGCGCAAGGGCAGCGAGGGCUCCGGCUUGGUGCUGCAGCUCGAUCCCACGUCCGGGAGCCGGCCUGCCUUUGGAACGAUCAUGGCCGCCUCUGGUCAGGCACCAGCGACUGUUUCGGUGGUUUCCUUGGGCCCCUCCAUUCACACGCCGUCGCCCUGGCGUACUCGCUACUGCUCUCUACCCACCACCGCCGCCCCAUAUCCACACAGCAGCCCUGCCUCCAUCGCAAAACGGAGGGCCUCCUUCCCUCACAUGGCAUAUUCGAUACCCAGCUAUACCCAUCCGUACUCGCAUGCCCACAUCCCUGCGCGUGCUGUGCCCUAUCCGCAUCUCUAUCAGCAUCAUCCAGGCGGCUAUGCUGUCACUGGUCCCUCGCUGACCUCUGUCUGCCAUUGCAUGCCCGGCAGCGGCUCUCGUCGAGGCUCGGGGGCGACUCAGUGCGAUGGAGCCCACCACGAGGCCGGAUGUGGCUCGCUUGUCGUCCGACUCCCAGAUCCGGCAUCGGGUCGCUCUGCAGAAAGAUCGCCAAAGCGGCAAGCAUGAACGAAGGCGAUCGUACUUUUCUUGGGACUCUUGCAUGACUCCAAGCACAUCCUUACCACCUCUCGGCCACUCCAAGACGGCCCCAACAUCCAAUACCUCGCACUCGCUCACACUGCUCGGCUUUCGUAUUAUUCCCGCGCUCCUU